AUCCAAUACUAAAGAUCAUUAUAAAUUAAAAAACAACUGUUGAUGAAUGACAUACCGAAUAACAAUUACAAUGAAGAACAGCGCGAUAAAUAGUGAUUUAAAAAUACAACGUCACGUUUAGUUUGCCAGAUUUAAUAAUGGCCGCAGUGGAACUCUUGUAUGCAUCACGUGUGAAGUUAUGUUUUUUUGGGGGAAAACUCGACCAGAGUGGAAUUGGGUAGCUUGGAAUUAAUUGCUUUCAGUCAUCAUGUUCUGUGAGAAAGCCAUUGAGCUGAUCCGAGAGCUACAACGUGCUUCGGAUGGGCAGCUCCCUGCAUUCAACGAGGAUGGAAUCAGGCAGAUCCUUGAAGAGAUGAAGGCUUUAUAUGAACAGAACCAAGCUGAUGUCAAUGAAGCAAAAACUGAAGGUCGUAGUGAUUUAAUACCAACGAUUAAGUUUCGUCACUGUUGCCUCCUAAGAAACCGUCGCUGCAUUGUUGCAUAUCUAUAUGACCGUUUGCUUCGGAUACGCGCUCUCCGAUGGGAGUAUGGAAGUGUGCUUCCUAGUGCUUUGAGGUUCCACAUGUCUACAGAAGAGAUGGACUGGUUCAAUCAGUACAAAAGGUCUUUAGCCACAUACAUGAGGUCUUUGGGCGGUGAAGAAGGCUUGGAUAUUACUCAAGACAUGAAGCCUCCCAAAAGUUUAUACAUAGAGGUCCGUUGCUUAAGAGACUACGGUGAAUUUGAAAUUGAUGAUGGCACCACAAUUCUGUUAAAGAAAAACAGCCAGCAUUUUUUGCCGCGGUGGAAAUGUGAGCAACUGAUCCGACAAGGGGUUCUAGAGCACGUACUGUCUUAAUCUGUAUGUGCAUUGAGCCGUCGAAUUGAUCUGAUUUCUCUCCCUGUUCCGUGAAAAGGAUUUUGAUUGCCAGCACCAACUCUGUAUGCAAUGCUUCUAAUAACUGUAAAUAUUUCAACCCUUAAAAAUACACUUUCAAAAUAUUUUUAUCUGUUUAA
Molecule: messenger RNA, 996 nt
Organism: Xenopus laevis (African clawed frog)
Lineage: Eukaryota; Metazoa; Chordata; Amphibia; Anura; Pipidae
Gene: gins1.S
Product: GINS complex subunit 1 (Psf1 homolog) S homeolog
Biological process (GO): DNA replication; DNA strand elongation involved in mitotic DNA replication
Cellular component (GO): nucleus; chromosome; GINS complex
Source: RefSeq, marked provisional